Messenger RNA from Lampris incognitus (smalleye Pacific opah), 2649 nucleotides. RefSeq lists its product as uncharacterized. The record is from RefSeq and is a predicted model, not a curated record. NCBI's taxonomy places the organism in Eukaryota, Metazoa, Chordata, Actinopteri, Lampriformes, Lampridae. Gene Ontology annotation, molecular function: nucleic acid binding; zinc ion binding. The transcript has 5 exons. Gene Ontology annotation, biological process: DNA integration.
AUGGCGGGAAUUAUUGGCGGUAUGGAACCAUUUGAGGAAUCCGGUGAACAAUGGGCAACGUAUAUUGAGCGUUUUGAGAAUUAUAUCCUGGCUAAUGAGAUCAGGGAUGCUAAGAAGGUGCCGUUUCUAUUGAGUGUGAUAGGGCCAAAGACCUACGGAUUAUUGCGCAGUCUGAUUGCUCCAGAUAAGCCUGGGGAGAAGACGUAUGAUGACAUUGUAAAGGUGUUGAAAGGUCAUUUCGCCCCCAAACCGAUAGUGAUAGCAGAGGAAUCAGGAGGACGGCGGUGUGGAAAGACAAAUCAUAGUGAUGAUGACUGUUGGUAUAAAGAUAGAGACUGCCAUCAAUGCGGCAGGAAAGGCCACAUUGGUCGCAUGUGUAAAAGUAAACCCAAGAAUGACUAUGGCAGAGAGAGGAAAUACAGAGAAGGGAAACCGGAGUUUAAAGGCAAAAGCAACGCAUCCAAACACAGCGGGAGAGAUAAGAAGAAGAAGAAAUUCUGCCCACCACGGAAUGUGCCCUAUGCUCUGAGAUCCAAAGUAGAGGCUGAACUGACCCGCCUCACUGACCUUGGCGUGAUCUCACCAGUAGAGCAUAGUGACUGGGCCACACCCGUAGUUCCUGUCAACAAGAAGGAUGGCACGGUGAGACUUUGUGGUGAUUUCAAAGUCACCCUCAACCAAGCACUCUGUGUGGACAAGUAUCCUAUUCCACGCAUUGAGGAUCUCUUUGCAUCGCUAGCUGGAGGUCAACGCUUCAGUAAACUGGACUUGUCAAACGCAUACCUAAAGAUGGAAGUAGUGGAGGAGUCGAGGAAGCUACUGACUAUUUCCACACAAAAAGGACUUUUCUGCUACAACCGCUUGCCCUUCGGUAUUGCGUCGGCACCAGCGUUGUUCCAGAAGGCUAUGGAUCAAGUGCUCGUUGGAUUGCCAUUCACGCACUGUUAUCUCGAUGAUAUUCUGGUUAGUGGGCCAGAUGAAGAGACCCACCUGAAAGCCCUGGACGACGUUCUCACGAGACUGGAGGAGUAUGGUCUCCAUGUCAAAAAGGAUAAGUGCAUGUUUUUCCAGGAGUCAGUAGAGUAUCUAGGUCAUAUCAUCGAUGCUGCCGGGCUCCACAAGUCGCCAGAGAAGGAACGCGCUGUUGUGGAGGCACCGGCACCCACCAACGUUAGCCAACUACGCUCGCUCCUCGGAAUGAUAAACUACUAUGGACGUUUCAUCCCGGACCUGGCAACCAUCCUGCAACCACUGAACGCACUGCUGCACAAAGGGAAGAAAUGGCAGUGGACUACAGCUUGUGAGGCAGCGUUCUGAAAAGUGAAAGAGCUCAUGGUAUCUCAGAAGGUGCUAACCAACUACAACCCUGAGCUGCCCCUCCGUCUAGCCUGUGACGCUUCACCCUAUGGGGUAGGGGCUGUACUCUCUCACGUCAUGCUUGAUGGUGUAGAGAAACCUAUCGCUUAUGUGUCAAGAACACUCAGGAAAGCAGAGCAGAACUAUGCCCAGAUUGAGCGAGAGGCGCUGGGGAUAGUCUUUGGCAUACGUAAGUUUCACCAGUAUCUCUAUGGUAACAAGUUCACUCUACUCACAGACCAUCACCCGCUGACCUCCAUUCUCAGUCCAGUGAGGAGUACGCCGUCGAUGGCCGCAGCCCGCAUGCAGCGCUGGGCGCUCCUCUUGUCAGCGCAUGAUUACACUAUAGAGUAUCUUAAGGCUUCAGCACAUACUAAUGCAGAUGGACUGUCAAGGUUGCCACUUCCGGACACUCACGAUGACAAGAUAGACACCAAUGACCUCACAAUCCAACAGGGAUGCCUCAUGUGGGGCACACGAGUGGUAGUGCCACCCAAGCUACGGCCCCGGGUGCUCAACGAGCUACAUACAGCACACCCAGUUGUAGUGAGGAUGAAAAGCUUGGCACGGUCGUAUGUCUGGUGGCCAGGUAUUGACUCUCAGAUCGAGCUCCAGGCCAAAUCCUGCCACUCAUGCCAGCGUAGUCAGAGAGAACCGAGUCUUGCCCCUCUACAUCCAUGGAUGUGGCCUUCCAGUCCUUGGGAAAGGAUUCACGUGGACUUUGCUGGUCUAUUUGAAGGACACAUGUAUCUUGUGGUAGUAGAUGCUCAUUCUAAAUGGCCCGAGGUGCAAAUCAUGGAUAACACCACAGCAAGCAAGACCAUCACAGUACUGAGGGGCCUUUUCAGUCGCCACGGCCUUCCUCACAUUCUCGUAAGCGACAAUGGACCCCAGUUCCGUUCUGAGGAAUUCGCCACAUUCCUGAAAGCCAAUGGAGUCAAGCACAUUCGCUCAGUGCCGUAUCACCCUGCUACGAACGGCCUGGCCGAGCGCUUUGUACAGACUUUCAAACACGCCCUCAAAUCCUCCAGGGGCGCCGCACCAGUGCAACAGCGGCUCGACACAUUCCUGUUGACGUAUCGCAACAACCCGCACGCCACGACAAAGGAGCCGCCGGCUAUGCUGUUCACAAGGCGCAUGCUACGCACGCGACUGGACUUUCUCAAACCCAGUGUGGCUGGGGUUGUUCAUCGCUCUCAAGACUCACAGCAGCAAUGCCAUCAACAACACUCCAAGGCCAGACACUUUGCAGUCGACCAGGAUGUCAUCUAUUACAUUGACUACACCCUCUAG